Lolium perenne is the source of this 1640-nucleotide messenger RNA. RefSeq names its product E3 ubiquitin-protein ligase XB3. NCBI's taxonomy places the organism in Eukaryota, Viridiplantae, Streptophyta, Magnoliopsida, Poales, Poaceae. The record is from RefSeq and is a predicted model, not a curated record. Gene Ontology annotation, molecular function: protein binding.
CUAAACUAGAGCGACUAGCUCGUCCGUCUUCUUCCUCCUACCUCCACCAACCUCGCCGGUGGUGGCCGGAGCCGGGAACCGGAGGCGAUGGGGCACGGGCUGAGCUGCAGCCGCGACGGCGACGAGCACGACUUCUUCCGGGCGGCGCAGGCAGGCGAUGUUGACGCCCUGGAGGGCCUCCUCGCCGCCGACCCGGCGCUCGCCCGCCGUGCCACCAUCUACGACCGCCUCACCGCGCUCCACGUCGCGGCCGCCAACGGCUCCCUCCCGGUCGUGUCCAUGUUCCUCGCCCGCGGGGUGCGGCCGGACGUGCUGAGCCGGAGCAAGCAGACGCCGCUCAUGCUCGCCGCCAUGCACGGCAACAUCGACUGCGCGCUCGCCCUCCUCGCCGCCGGCGCCAAUAUUCUGAUGUUCGACUCGGUGCAAGCGAGGACCUGCCUCCACCACGCGGCCUACUACGGCCACGCCGACUGCCUGCGCGCCAUCCUCGCCGCCGCGCGCACCGCGCAGGUCGCCGCCUCCUGGGGCUUCGCGCGCUUCGUGAACGUGCGGGACGAGCACGGCGCCACGCCGCUGCACCUCGCGGCGAGGCAGGGCCGGCCCGAGUGCGUGCACCUGCUGCUGGAGAGCGGCGCCAUCGUGUCGGCCCCCACGGGGUCCUACGGCUUCCCCGGGAGCACGGCGCUGCACCUGGCGGCGCGCGGCGGGAACAUGGGGUGCGUCCGGGAGCUGCUGGCCUGGGGCGCGGACCGCGUGCGGCGGGACUCGGCCGGGCGGAUCGCGUACGCGGUGGCGCUCAAGCGCGGCCACGGCGCGUGCGCGGCGCUGCUGGACCCGGCGGCGGCCGAGCCCAUGGUGUGGCCGUCCCCGCUCAAGUUCAUCGGCGAGCUGGAGGCGGACGCGAGGGCGCUGCUCGAGGCCGCGCUCGCCGAGGCCAACAGGGAGCGCGAGAAGAAGAUCUUUCUCAAAGGCUCGCCGCCGUCACCGUCCUCAUCCUCCGACGACGCCGGCGCUGUGGACGACGACGGCGACGACGAGGGCGUCGAGGUGUGCAGCAUCUGCUUCGAGCAGGCGUGCACCAUCGAGGUGCAGGACUGCGGGCACCAGAUGUGCGCGGCGUGCACGCUGGCGCUCUGCUGCCACAGCAAGCCCAACCCGACGACGCUCACGCUGCUGCCGCCGGCGUGCCCCUUCUGCCGCAGCUGCAUCUCCCGGCUUGUCGUGGCCGACACCAAGGCCAAGGGACCGGCGGCGGCGGUCGUCGGCGACGAGAAGGCGGUGUCGUCCCCAAGGCUGAGCCGGCGGCGGUCGAGGAGGUCCCGCGAGGGGAGCAGCAGCUUCAAAGGGCUCUCAUCAGCCAUGGGGUCUCUGUCCAGCAAGAUUGGCCGUGGCUCCGGCAGGCUGGCCGGCGACAGCGCGUUCCUGGACAAGCUUGAGCAUGAUCUCCCGUGACAACACAACAGGGCAGAGCAGCAGAGCUGCCGCCAAAAAAGUUUUGAACAUCUAUGGUGAUCUAUCAAAUCAAGGUUAAAAUAAGUUAUAUUGCUGGGAGAGUAUGAUUUACACUAGUUGGGUUAGGAAAUUGAAUUGCCAUUCUUGCAGAAUUGCACUACGGAUAUAUUUUUUGGUUUGCCAUGUUU